GCGGCACACUUCCAACCACUAUUUUGACAAUGACAUUGUAUUAAGUAAGGCUAUUUCUGCUGACUGUGACUCGAAUAAAAAACUCAACUCGUCAUUCUUCCAUAAUAAUAGCGUGACGUCAUGUCGUCCGCGGUUCUGCUCAAUGCAUGAAUAUAAUCACGGUGCAUAGUUGCUGUGAGCCCUACAGCUGUGUGUGAAUUUAUAAUCCCAUCAUGGCGGGAAGUGCAAUACUCGGUGUCGGGUUGUUAUACCUUCUCAUUGGCGCCAUGGAAGUUAACGCUGCGAACAUUCUAUUUUCAGGACUGUUCGGUGAAGGGAGCCAUUUCCUAUCUCAGAUUCCUAUUGCCAAGAGUUUAACGCAAAAAGGUCAUAAUAUCACACUGCUUAUCAGUGAAGAGUUCUCUCACAGGGCGAAAAACCCAGCGUAUUCGGGCUACCAUUUUGAGACAUUUACUAUAUCUGAUCAUCCGGGUCUUAUCCGGAGAACGACUGAAAAUUCUGCGCGAGUUGCGUUCGGUAAAACUACAAGUGUGAUCCAAAACAUGGAACUGCUACCAGCUAGCUUGUUUAUGACUAAAGAAGCAUGCAGAGCGGUCCUUUCCGAUACUCCAUUGAUGGAUCGAUUGAAAGAUAUCGAUAUGAUUGUGUUUGAUUUAACUUGGCCGUGUGGAAUCUACAUGAAAUCGUAUUUACUGCGGCAUAUGAACGCAUCAAGUAUCCGAGUGGCGGUGACAUCACCUAUGUCACCACUUCAAUAUCUGCAUGAGAUAGCUGGUUCCCCGUUCAAUCCUUCAUAUCAACCCACAUUCGCCACAGGGUACUCGUCAUCAAUGUCGUUUACACAAAGAUUCGGAAACGUCAUCAACUGGGCAAUCAUUCACCAUUUGGGGAAGAAUCGCGUCUUUGAUUGUUUUAGCGACUUGCAAAAGGAAUUCGAUUUGGAUUCUGAUUUAGGAAUGUCAAGUUCUUUUUACUACCAGACCAUCGAUCUUUACCUCAUGAACAUAGACUUUGCGGUGGAGUUUCCUUUCCCGCUGAUGCCGAAUGUAAUUGCCGUUGGCGGGCUUACGUCGGGACCAGCGAACCAUUUAAGUGAAGAUCUAGAAGACUUUAUGAACAGUUCUGGGGAGGAUGGCGUCAUCCUGUUCUCCCUAGGAACUUCCGUGUCUACUUUUGCUUCAACACGAUCUGACUUGAUGGAAAUGUUUUUUGACGCAUUCAGUCGACUCCCCCAGAAGGUCAUAAUGCAAUUGAAAGACUCCCAGCGAUUUAAAAUUCCCUCCAAUGUUAAAGCGUUACCAUGGAUACCACAGAACGAUCUCUUGGGUCAUUCUAAGACCAGGGUCUUCAUGUUUCAAGGUGGUAAUAAUGGUUUCCAGGAAGCACUGUAUCACGGCGUUCCUUUAGUUGUAAUACCUUUUCAAACUGAUCAACCUGAUGUAGCUUCGAGGAUUGUAUCGCGAGGACUUGGGGUUAAACUCGACAAAAAACUCCUCAGUACUGAUCUCAUUCAGCAAAAACUUUCCGAAGUUAUCCAGAAUUCAUCUUACAGCAUCAUCGCCAAACGUCUAUCUGCCAUUUUUAGGGAUCGACCGUUGAGACCAGCAGAUCGAGCUGCGUUCUGGAUUGAACAUGUCCUCAAACAUGGCGGAAAAUACAUGCAAUCACCUUCUCAUGAACUCUCCUUCAUUCAAUUGUACCUUAUAGAUGUUGCACUUUUCGUUACUGGCAUAAUUUUGGUCAUAUUUUAUUUAAUCUAUAGGACAUGCAAACUUUGCAGGAGAUGUUGCUGUCGAUCAAAAGUUGUCAAAAGCAAGAAAGACUGAAUAAGUGAUGACAUUCUUUGUUUUAAAUUGACUGUAAUAAGCUACUGAUAUGAAUGACUUUCUGAAAC
Molecule: messenger RNA, 1894 nt
Organism: Lytechinus variegatus (green sea urchin)
Lineage: Eukaryota; Metazoa; Echinodermata; Echinoidea; Temnopleuroida; Toxopneustidae
Product: UDP-glucuronosyltransferase 2C1-like
Exons: 1
Coding region: 213-1826 (537 amino acids)
Molecular function (GO): UDP-glycosyltransferase activity
Source: RefSeq, a predicted model, not a curated record